CAAUACUUGAAGUUAAAGAUUUGGAGGAUAAAAGAAAAGUUGUUAACAAAGAAAUUCAAGAACUAGAAAAAGAAUAUAAUGAUUCAUUAGAAAAGGAACAAACUAAGUUAGAAACUAACAUUGGUAUUGCAGUUGGUGCUUUAAAAAAUGAUCUUAGAACUCCUGGAGUAGGUAGUCGCAAGUUUUUUGAAUUAAUAUGUGAAUAUAAUGAUCUUCAGUCAAGAGAAUUAUAUAAACCUGCUACUCCUGCUACUGCUAAUAGUUAUGGUUCAGUGAUCAAAACUGGUUAUAAUGGGAAUAAUAAACCUUAUACUCAUCCAAUUUAUUUAUGUAUGGAUUUUCAAGGUCAAAUUUGA
Molecule: messenger RNA, 356 nt
Organism: Paraglomus brasilianum
Lineage: Eukaryota; Fungi; Glomeromycota; Glomeromycetes; Paraglomerales; Paraglomeraceae
Source: the annotation of a GenBank genome assembly